Messenger RNA from Betta splendens (Siamese fighting fish), 1309 nucleotides. It is a transcript of the gene aspdh, whose product is annotated as aspartate dehydrogenase domain containing. Bases 146 to 982 code for a protein of 278 amino acids. The record is from RefSeq and is a predicted model, not a curated record. NCBI's taxonomy places the organism in Eukaryota, Metazoa, Chordata, Actinopteri, Anabantiformes, Osphronemidae. Gene Ontology annotation, biological process: NAD+ biosynthetic process. Gene Ontology annotation, molecular function: NADP binding; L-aspartate dehydrogenase [NAD(P)+] activity. The transcript has 8 exons.
GAGGAGCCCAGCACUGAAAAAAUGAGCAACUGAGAAUAAUUAACCACGGAAUCAGUACUUUGUACCGCGCCUGCCCACUGUUCCCAGCGCUGGACGCUGAGCUCGAAGCAGGAAGACGCUGGUGGAUUAUCUGCAUUACCUGGACAUGGCAACCAGCUCAUCCACACUCAGAAUUGGAGUUGUAGGACACGGACAUCUAGGACAGUAUCUGGUGCAGAGGAUCCUUAAAGACGGAGCUGCCCUGGGUUUGACUCUGGCCUUUGUUUGGAACAGAAACUCGGACAAGCUCCAGGGUGUCGUUCCCGAAGGCCUGAUACUUGGUGACCUAGCUGCUUUUGCAGAAAGACAAGCUGACGUUAUUGUUGAAGUGUGCCAUCCUCAGAUAGUGAAAGAAUUCGGGCACCUCUUCCUGUCUCGGUCCCAUUUCAUGGUCGGUUCCCCUUCGUCUCUCUCUGACCCUGACCUGAACCUCCGGCUGCGUCAGGCUGCCCACCAGUAUAAUAAGACACUAUACGUCCCCAGUGGUGCAUUGUGGGGAGGCCAAGAUAUUCAGAGGCUUAAUGACAGCGGAGCCCUGGAGGCUUUGUUCAUCCGCAUGUCCAAGCAUCCGUCCUGCUUCCGGCUCACGGGAGACGUCCUCUCUGACUGGACGGAGGGUGAGGGCCGGCGGGUUCUGUACAAAGGCUCCGUGGCCGAGUUGUGCCCGCUGGCCCCCAACAACGUCAACACCAUGGCGGCGGCAGCGGUGGCGGCGGGAGCGCUGGGCUUCGCUGGGGUCCGGGGGGAGAUCGUGUCCGACACAGCGUUGCGCGACUAUCACGUGGUGGAGGUGGAAGUGACGGGGCCCGGUGGCUUCUCCGUGCACACAGUGAGGAGGAAUCCCGCCAAACUUGGAGCCGUCACUGGCAGCGCAACCUACAACUCCUUCUGGAACAGUUUACUGGUAUGCAAAGGUCACGGGGGUCGCGUUUACUUGUGCUGAAGCGGGUGAGCCAUCUGGAGGAUUACCUGCACAGGAGGAAGAUCUGCCGCCAAAGUCCAGAUAUAUUACAUGGUUUAUGGUAGAUAUGCUGCGUUCAGUGGACCUCAACUGUAGGUUACUGAGAAUUUAAGAAGCCCGUGUUCAAAUAAAAUGAGUGCACCCAAAGAAAGCAGACCCAAUCAUCAUUUGUACAAGUAUCGUAAGUAUAUAUAUUUAAACUUUAUUAUAACUUUACAUUUUUAUGAGUUCAUCUGGUGCAUGAUUGUAACCAAUGAUAAAACUCUAGUUCCUUAUUUCACAUCAACACAGGAGCUAACUCUGGACACA